Betta splendens (Siamese fighting fish) is the source of this 740-nucleotide messenger RNA. It is a transcript of the gene grcc10, whose product is annotated as gene rich cluster, C10 gene. Gene Ontology annotation, biological process: post-embryonic development. Bases 80 to 457 code for a protein of 125 amino acids. The transcript has 4 exons. Lineage: Eukaryota; Metazoa; Chordata; Actinopteri; Anabantiformes; Osphronemidae. The record is from RefSeq and is a predicted model, not a curated record.
GUAAAGCAUUCAUUAACUGUCGCAAAGACUGCCGUCGUUUAGCUCGUUUUACAGGGCGGCUUCCAGCGACGCUGUUUUCAUGUGUGACAUGGCCUCAGCUCCAGCACAGCAGCCCACCCUCACUGUGGAGCAGACCCGAGUGGUGCUGAGCGAGGUGAUCCAGGCCUUCUCGGCCCCAGAGAACGCUGCGCGGAUGGAGGAGGCCCGAGAGAGCGCCUGCAACGACAUGGGCAAGAUGCUGCAGCUCGUGCUGCCCGUGGCCACCCAGAUCCAGCAGGAGGUGAUCAAAGCCUAUGGGUUCAACAACGAGGGAGAAGGGGUGCUUAAAUUUGCCAGACUGGUGAAGAUGUAUGAAACCCAGGACCCUGAGAUCGCAGCCAUGUCGGCUAAACUGAAGUCUCUCCUGCUGCCUCCUCUAUCGACGCCUCCCAUCGGAGGGGCCAUUCCAGCCUCAUAGGAACCGUUUACCUUCACUGGUCGGCUGCAGUUACGUUCUUUAAAGGCUAGGAACUUCUUCAUACUGUCAUUUACACAUCUUAUUUUCUUCAGAGAAUAUUAAAACACAAGUCUUCUUAUUGAAAGCUUCUUUACAGCAACGUUAAAUUAUUUCUUUUUCAAUAUUGCAGUAUUUAUUUCGUACAUUACAAAUUUGUUGUCACUGAAGCGUUAAUAUUUCCAUUAAUGUUGUCUUUUAUACCAUUUUAUAUACUGUCUUAUGUUGUAUUAAAAUGUUUUGUGAA